AUGGAAACUGGCGCCGAGCGAAACUCGAGCUGCUACGCUACUGUGACAUUUGAAUUUCGUUAUCGCUUACGGCAUCCAAGUGAAUUAUUCAGAUUUAAAAUCGUCGUUUGUAAUCGCACCGUGACGUAUCGUCAGUCGGAACAAUUGCGCCUAUCGGCGGUCGAAUCGCGACGCGGGCUCAGCGGCUGUCGGCACAAUGAGCCUCUAAAUAACGCGGGUGGACGUCGGCGCGGCGCCUCAGACGACGUCCGUGACUGGGCACCGCGGAUUCCACGGACUGACGGACAAUGCGGCCCCGCUGACUGCCCAGGACUGAUCCGGCGGGCGCUCGGCCAGCGGGAACGGCCGCAUCCGCGUUUGUCCGGGUGU
Messenger RNA from Iphiclides podalirius (scarce swallowtail), 369 nucleotides. The record is from the annotation of a GenBank genome assembly. NCBI's taxonomy places the organism in Eukaryota, Metazoa, Arthropoda, Insecta, Lepidoptera, Papilionidae.